Messenger RNA from Coprinopsis cinerea okayama7#130, 788 nucleotides. RefSeq lists its product as hypothetical. NCBI's taxonomy places the organism in Eukaryota, Fungi, Basidiomycota, Agaricomycetes, Agaricales, Psathyrellaceae. The record is from RefSeq and is a predicted model, not a curated record. The transcript is spliced from 3 exons. The coding region runs from base 1 to 516 and encodes 171 amino acids.
AUGGCUCGUCCUCCUUACUACAUCCUCGUCGCACUCAACAGCACAUCUCAGCCAGCAACCUCUAACAAUCUACGACACCCAGCGAUUCAAUAUCACUACACUGACGACUCCCCAUUGGCGCUGCUGCCUCAGUACCAGGAUGAACAUGUCUUGAUUCUGAACCACGGCCAGGACAAUGCACCGACCACAGUCCACAGUAUUUCACAAGACCUCAUUACGACAGGGCUCAAGGUAGAUGAUGCUCCUGGAGCCGCCGUCGCUGCAUCUAGUCAAGAGAACGUUGAUGGCAGAGAUGACCGCAUGUAUAUCAUAGAGACGACCCGAGACGAUAGGCCGCCGACUCCACCUCACGAGGAGCGCAAGCCCGCCAGUGCCAUUCUGGCCCAAUUCAAGGCUCGCAACGAUAUGAUCCGCCAUGCACUCAACUAUCCCUCUGUCACUGGAUCCGACACUCGAGCGGCUCCAACAAACCAUGACUACACAGCACCACAACCUCCUCCAGAACCCUCAAAGUGAACAUAGCUCGAACUAUUAGCCUGUUGUCUGUAUUCAAGACCGGAAGAUAGAUUAGGAUAUGACGCAAGGAUACACUGCUGGGGUAUACUAUUCUAUCGUUUGCCCUUCUUUGGUGCUCGUACAGGUCCUUUCUGCGUCGGUUUACUGGACGAACUAGCCUCCCCAUUUGCUUCAUCUGCAGCGGUCAUGAUCGCCGAGAACCUGUGUACAUACCCGUUCAAUCACCUGUGCCAUUUUAUUUUCGCCAGAAUCAACUGCUUACCCUCCCUUGA